Cynocephalus volans (Philippine flying lemur) is the source of this 2644-nucleotide messenger RNA. RefSeq names its product forkhead box Q1 (gene FOXQ1). Gene Ontology annotation, biological process: anatomical structure morphogenesis; regulation of transcription by RNA polymerase II; cell differentiation. NCBI's taxonomy places the organism in Eukaryota, Metazoa, Chordata, Mammalia, Dermoptera, Cynocephalidae. Gene Ontology annotation, molecular function: DNA-binding transcription factor activity, RNA polymerase II-specific; RNA polymerase II cis-regulatory region sequence-specific DNA binding. The coding region runs from base 578 to 1819 and encodes 413 amino acids. The transcript has a single exon. The record is from RefSeq and is a predicted model, not a curated record.
CGAGACCCAGCCGCGGCCGACCAGCGCGGAGAUGCUGCCCCGGAGGCCGGGGGCAGGAAGGCGGCUGCGGGCGCAGCAGCCUCGGGGACUGGGCAACGCGGGCGCUCAGGGCUGAAGGUGCCCGACCCACCCCCAAGGGCGGCGCGCUCGCCAUCCGGCACCAUCUCUGUGCCCCCGAGGACGCCCGCCCGGGACCUGGGACCUGCAGUGAAGAACCCCUGCUGGGCUCGCUGCUUCCCUGCGGCAGGAAGUCCUCGUGAGAGCGGCGGGCUCGGGCACAGAGCGGGAACCGCAGCCCCCGCACGCACCCACCCCAAAGUCCCCAAUCCUCCAACCGAACGAAGACAGCUCCCGUUCCUCUUUAGCCCACCCGACACUCCCAAUCCCUCCAAAGAAAAAUUCCAGCGGAAGAGGACUCGCACGGAAAAGUAACUGUCUCACGAGACCAGGGGGAGCUCCCAGGAGAACAGGCGAGGACCCGCGGCCCCGGAAUCGCCGCCGCGCUCGGCACCAACUCCCCAAGACUGCGCGAAGGCAAAGGGUACGGCGCCGCCGGGCCAGGGCUGGGUGCGCGGGCAUGAAGUUGGAGGUGUUCGCGCCCCGCGCGGCCGCCGAGGACAAGCCAAGCGGUGACCUGGAGGGCGCGGGCGGCAGCGACCCACCGUCCCCGCUGUCGGCGGCCGGCGACGACUCCCUGGGCUCAGACGGGGACUGCGCGGCCAACAGCCCGGCGACAGGCGGCGGCGGCGGCGCCGGGGAUCCGGCGGGCGGCGGCGAGCGGCGCGCGGGCGAGGAGCCGGGCGCCGGGGAGGAGGGCCCGGCGGCGGCGGCGGCGGCGGGGCCAGGGGGCGCGGAGCCCGGCGCCGCGGGGCCCGGCGCGGGGGGCGUGGGGGGCGGCGAGGGCGCGCGCAGCAAGCCGUACACGCGGCGGCCCAAGCCCCCGUACUCGUACAUCGCGCUCAUCGCCAUGGCCAUCCGCGACUCGGCGGGCGGGCGCCUGACGCUGGCCGAGAUCAACGAGUACCUCAUGGGCAAGUUUCCCUUCUUCCGCGGCAGCUACACGGGCUGGCGCAACUCGGUGCGCCACAACCUGUCGCUCAACGACUGCUUCGUCAAGGUGCUGCGCGACCCCUCGCGGCCCUGGGGCAAGGACAACUACUGGAUGCUCAACCCCAACAGCGAGUACACCUUCGCCGACGGGGUCUUCCGCCGCCGCCGCAAGCGCCUCAGCCACCGAGCCACCGGCCCCGCGCCGGGGCUGCGGCCCGAGGACGCCACGGCCCGCCCCGCCGCCGCCGCCGCGCCCCCGCCGCCCGCGCCCGCCGCCCCGGCCUCGCCCCGCGCGCGCUCGCCCGCCCGCCUGGAGGGGCGCGCCAGCCCCGCGGGCAAGUUCUCCAGCUCCUUCGCCAUCGACACCAUCCUCAGCAAGCCCUUCCGCAGCCGCCGCGACGGGGACGCGCCCCCCGGGGCGCCGCUGCCGUGGGGCGCCGUGCCCCGCCCGCCGCUGCCUGCGUACCCGGCGCUCCUGCCCGCGGCGCCCGGCGCGGCCCUGCUGCCGCUGUGCGCGUUCGGAGGGGGCGAGCCGGCGCUGCUGGGCGCGCGCGGGGCCGAGGGGCCAACCGCCCCGCCGCCGCCCGCGCCGCACCUCCUGCUCGCGCCCCUCUCCGCCGCGGCGCCCGCCAAGCCGUUCCGAGGCCCGGCGGUAGGCGGCGGCGCGCACCUGUACUGCCCCCUGCGGCUGUCCGCGGCCCUGCAGGCGGCCUCGGCCGGCGGCCCCGGCCCGCACCUGCCCUUCCCGGUGGAGACGCUCCUGGCCUGAGCCAGCCCAGAGCCCCGCGGCGGUGCGCGCGGACCGGGAGGCUCUUGGGCUUUGCACUUUCUCACCAGAGGAAAAGAGACUUCUUUUCAAAACCGCCCUCAGACGUGCCUUAAAGCGAAAGCAUUUCGACAGAAAUAUUUUAACUUAGUCCGGAAUAUUUUCCUUGGUCUUUUAUAACUUUACAGAGGGCCAAAGCAAUCCUCCUUCAUUGUUUCAGUUUCUUAUCCAAGCCUGUGUCUCCCCUCUCUUCAUGAAGACUUUUCCUCUGUCCUUACUGCCCAGGCUCCCCCUUGUUCCUACUGUUGUUGUCGCACCUUCCAUUGACUUAUCCCCCCACCCCAAAGCACAUCAGGGAACCAUUCCAUACGAUAAAUGACGUGACUACUGCUGGGGUUUGCUGGGCCCCAUCCGUGUAUGUAUGUGGCAUUUACAGGUAUGACUGAGUGUGAGAGCAGUCAGAGAACUGCCGUCGUAUCUCUGCUAUCGACCAAUGCUUCACUGUGCCAAAAGAGAAAAAAAAAAAAAUGUUGGGUUUUGUAAUUAAAUUAUUUAUAUAUUUUUGAAACCUGAAUUGAAAAUGUUGCAGGCAACGGGCUACAGCUUUAUUACUGGUUCUCUAACUGUGGUCUCCUUGGGCCAAGCAAUUUCUUUAAAACAAAAGUUAACGUUAUGUAUGUGGGGUGCCAGGACCACUGCCACUUGAAAGCAAGUGUGAUUUUUAUUUUUAAUAUUAUUUUAUUUGUGUCUGUGUAUAUAUUCAUGUGUAAAUUUUAUGAAACCCAGGCAUAGUGCUUAUUUUUUAAUAAAAUUCACAUCUGACUUAAA